AUGUCGCUCGAAUUGUACUUGUCUCACACCGGCCAGCGCUUUCCUGUUGAUGUGGCCGAGAUUCCAUCCCCUGAAGGGUUGAAACAAUGGAUCUCAAGCAAUGUUGGUGUACCUGGUGCUCGUCAAAUCCUGAUGACUGGCACGGGCAAGAAUGUGAAGCAACAACACCUCGUUAAGCAUGCCCAGAUCUUUAUCUACGACAAAUCAUUCCUGGCUGGACAAGAGCCUUCUGAUAUACCCGAAGAUGACAACUCCGAUCGAGCACCAAGUCUGGGAGAUCCUCCGUCCGAGCUCGAGAACGAGACCAGUCUAUCUGCAUGGCAAGAGCUAUUCAAGGCCCGCAGAACAUGGUCGCUGGAGGCGGUCGACAUUGUUAAGAGCUUGUCUGGUCGCAGUACCCAACUAGCCGAGACCUGCGAGAACAUCGACCGGAGUACCAUCGUCGCUCUUGAUAACCUUAAGAACCAUGUCUCGAAUCUUCAAGGUCUAUUCGAAAAGACACAAGCGUGGGCGUCCGAGACCAAGCAAGAGCACGCAGAUAUGCUACGGGAAUGGAGAAGCAUGACAGACACACUAAAAGAGCUCCCUAUACGAGAAGAUGUUGCAAGACUUAUGGACGGUCAGCCUAAGGAGAAUGUUAGAGGAGAUACCACUGACACCAUGUUUACGAUCCUUGAUCUGGAGGAACUCGAAUCCGCUGACACGACCCUUCGACGAUGCGCUGGUGACUUCACAACUCAGAUCAAUGCUAUUGCAGGAUCGAUGGAACGGCUCACGGACGAUUCCGACAACGCCACAGCCCUGGUCCAGGUUGAAUGGCCGAAUCUAGAGACCGAGGGUCUGAUCCAGGAGGUGGAAACACUGGUGAAGAAGAUCGACGGAGACUAUAGUGAUGUAUUACGAGCUACGUCCGACACCAAAGCCAUAUCCAAGGUUUCCAGGGUAGCAGCUAAUCACACCAACAGCCUCCUUCCAGGCAUACAGGAAGUGGUUCAAGAAAGUAUUCAGGUCUACACAAACGCUAUUGAGCACAAGAGAACUCUGACCAAAGUGUGCUUCCGAGUACUGCGGGCUAUAUCUCAGAUUCAGUCAACACUAGCCGGUCUGCAAGGCCGCAUCCAGAACUUGACCCUGGACGAGGAAGGCCAGCAGAGCUUAGAGACUCUCGAUCGCGUCUUUCGCUUGCCGAGUGCGUACGGCAGUAUUCUGAUCGAGGCAGUCCGCAGAUCCGAGUGGAAUGACCGUACCUUGGCCGACCUAAAAUCCCUAAAAGAUGAGCUCUCUCAGCACAAGGACGACGAGCUGCGACGAAGAAAGAAGUGGACAAAUAACAUGAGCACUUUUCUGAACGAAGACACUGUUGCCGGUUCGGCCAAUGCUAACACUCUAUCCGAGUUCUCAUUUUCGACACCAUCUAACCCAUGGCCUUUUGUUGGUAGAGAGGAGAUAUUUAGCUAUAUUGAUGAUUUACGUGCACUUGAAAUCAAUGAUGCAGUUGCACAAGCCACCCAGCAACUUCGUGAUCUUGAUACACCUUCAAAGCCCCGACGCUCAAGGCCAAGGCCUUUCAAAAACGGGAGCAUUCACGACAACAUGCAGAGCUCAUUUGUCCGCAACGGAAAUCUAGACCCCGAUUCCAAGGCACUACAAGACGACAAAGGCCGUCUCGAAGACAAGUUACGAGCUUCAGAGUCUCGAAUACGCAAGCUCGAGGACCUUCUGCAUCGUCAGAGUCAAGUACAGACGAGCAGUAGUGCCUCUCGUCCAGCCAGUAACGUAUUCACGCCUAUUGCUCCCACAGAUUUCGAGCGGCAACCUUCUUCUCCCGGUCCAGAUUCAGCCAAUCGACCUUGUCAAUUUGAAUCUUCUUCUCGACGUUCUUCUGUUUCAGCAAAUUAUCAGACACAUAUACGUCGUACCUCGAAUUCAACCACCGACGAGAAAGCAAUGGUGCAGAAAAUCGCUCAGCUUGAGGCACAGCUUCAGACAACAAAGAUCGACUCAGACAACCAGAUGAGAUCGCUGCAGGAAGCUGAAUCAGUCAAGCGUGAUCUCCUUGCAAAUUUCGAAGCUCAGCGUGCGGAAUUUGACGACGAGCGACAGAGACUGGAGGACGAUAACCAUGAACUCAAGAUCAAGAUUGAAGAGUUCGAGGAAGAGCUCGACCGGGUCAUGGGCAGCCGUGAGCACGAGAAGGUGCAAGGCGAGAACAUGCUGAAUCACUUACGGUCUGAACUCGAACGAGUGCGUAAAAGCUCAAUUGAGGAGAUCGAGCGCCUACGUACUGCAAAGGAGAACCGUGAGCAAGAGCUGGGCGUACACAAAGACAAGACUUCCAGUGCAGAACUACAAGUGCAACAGCUUCGCAGCGAACGAUCGAGCCUUCAGAGCCGGAACCUUGAGCUUGCAAACGAUGUUCAGAGCAUCGAGAGUCGGCUCAACGAUAUACUCGGAACUUUACAAUCGGUUCACGAGCACCUGAGCCCAGCAGGGUCGGCACCGGAUGAUCUCAAACGGCUCGCUAGUGCUUUGGAAGUUUUGGCUGAAGGAGCAACUAUCCACGCACGAGGCUUAGACGAUGCAUUGCAGCUGGCGACUGCUCAAGGCAAAGCUAGUGAAGAGAAGAUCGAGCAGCUUGAAGUGCAAGUGAAGAGGGUUCAGUCUACGAAGAAGGAGGUCGAAGCAAGGCUCAACCAGAAAGACGAGCAAUUACGUGGCGCACAGCACUCAGUCGACACACUGAGAUCUGAGCUGAACGGUGAGCGACGGCAGGUUGAGCAGUUGCAAGCACGAUUUGCUGCUGGUGAAACAGGGAGUGACGCUCUGCGAGCUCGGCUCUCAGAAGAAGAGAAGAAAGUUGUGGAGUUGACAGAAGCCAAGGACAAGAGUGAUGUCCAGGUCGAAAAUCUUCAGCAAACCCUGGACACACUGCGUGAAGAUGUGACUGACCUGAAUCAAGCUGCAGAGGCUCUUCGAGACAGACUCGAGGGUCGUCGGAGAAAGGCUAAGGAUCUCUCAGAGAGACUGUUCCAGCACAAUGACCGCAUGAUCCGCAUGCUGGAGAAUUUUGGGUACUCUGUGUCUCGUGAAGGUGCUGGGCUGGUCAUUCAACGUGCAAGCAAAGUCAAUGCUAGUCAGCUGCUUGGAGACGUAGCUGUGGGCACACCUAUGAAACGUCAAGUCUCAGGCAGCAUAGCUUUACAACACUUCACAGACACGUCUGACGCACAAACGCUCUACUGGACUCAUGACGAGGACGGCAAGAUCGAGGACACCAAAUUUGAGGCUUUCUUGAACACACUGUCUCGAUUAGACAUUGAUAGCACCAUCGAGCUGAUCACAAAGCGGUACAAAGACGUCGAAACUCUGGCGAAGAAGUACCAAAAAGAUUCACGCUUACAUAGAGAGAAGACAAAUAGGUUACAGAGCGAGGCACAUGAGAAGAUCGCUUAUCGCGGUUUUAAGGAGGGCGAUCUGGCACUGUUUUUGCCCACCAGGAAUCAAGCGACAAAACCUUGGGCGGCCUUCAACGUGGGUGCACCACACUAUUUCCUCAAAGAGAUGGAUGGGCAUCGCCUACAGACGAGAGACUGGCUACUUGCAAGGAUCAGCAAGGUCGAAGAACGUGUGGUCGAUCUCAGCCGAAGCAUUGGCAAUGCGAGCACAAAAGGAAUCGCAGAGGCUAGCGAUGGUGGCAGUCUACAGAGUAUUGACGACAACCCAUUCGAGCUAUCAGAUGGACUGCGGUGGUAUCUCGUUGAAGCUGCUGAAGAAAAGCCUGGUGCACCAAGCACGCCUGGACUGGGUAAGAGUACAGUUGCCGCCAGCGUGAUCGAAGUGAAAGCUCAUAUGGGUCGAAAGGGCAGCGGCACAGCUGGUAAAGACUCGGACCGGGCUGCUCCAGGUGCGGUCAAUGCUGCGAAGACACUGCACAAGAGCCUGGAUAGUCGCAGAAGCAGUGAGGCAAGUCGCAAGUCAACUGCACCCAUUCUCAAAACAAGCACCAGCAAUAGCAGUGCAUUGGUGCCGUUAACGAGUACUGGAACGGAUGGCGAGGCUGAAGGCACUAUGAGUUCUGCUGCUCCGACCUCGAGUGCGGCAGCAGGAUCUGGAUCAGUUGUCAAACCGAGUGACGUUGACUCUAAGCAGAGCAGAGCAAGAGAAGACGACAGAAUCUUCGAUGUGGUGAGACAGGAUCUAAUGCUUGGUCCGUAA
Lithohypha guttulata is the source of this 4215-nucleotide messenger RNA. It is a transcript of the gene ATG11, whose product is annotated as oligomeric, coiled-coil, peripheral membrane protein. The record is from RefSeq and is a predicted model, not a curated record. The transcript has 2 exons. Gene Ontology annotation, cellular component: phagophore assembly site membrane; Atg1/ULK1 kinase complex. Gene Ontology annotation, biological process: positive regulation of protein phosphorylation; autophagy of mitochondrion; autophagosome assembly. Gene Ontology annotation, molecular function: protein kinase binding; molecular adaptor activity. Lineage: Eukaryota; Fungi; Ascomycota; Eurotiomycetes; Chaetothyriales; Trichomeriaceae. The coding region runs from base 1 to 4215 and encodes 1404 amino acids.